Trichobilharzia szidati is the source of this 1566-nucleotide messenger RNA. NCBI's taxonomy places the organism in Eukaryota, Metazoa, Platyhelminthes, Trematoda, Strigeidida, Schistosomatidae. The record is from the annotation of a GenBank genome assembly.
GAUUGAUCGGUCGUAUCAAUUUUGGUUCAGUUAUACUUCAAAAUAAUUUUCUCUUUUGGGCAUAAUAUCUAAUAUAUAUUCAAAACUUAUUGCAUAAAAAUAAUGCCAUUGUCAGAGGAGGAAAUUUUUAUCCGUAUAAUGACUUCGCGUCGUCUUCGUGAAUGGACUGAUGUUAGAACAGCCUUAGAUUGGGUUCAACAGGAAACAUGUAUAACAUAUGUGUGGAGUGAUGGUGAAUCUAUUAAUACUGCAGACUGUAAUGCAAGAUUUCAAAUUAAAUGGAUUGGCGAUCGUUAUGUAGUUGGUUCGUUUAAUCUUAACCAUAAUCACGCUCGACCUCUGUACCCUGGAUGGACAAUACUAAUGAAGGAAAGUAUAACAGCUGGAAAAGAAAGAAAGCAGAGUUCUAGUGAUCAAAGAAAUUCAUUGAAAAUACAAGAUCAAUUAGCCCAUAGUAAUGAUAAAACAUUAAAUCAAGUUAUUUCUAGUAUUACUCAAAAUUCAUAUGUUGCAAUUGAAAGCAAUGAAUUAAAACAACUGACUCAUAUAUCAAUGGCACGUUAUGAAGCAAUUGAAACGUAUCGAUUGUAUCCAGAAGUAGUUCUUUUAAGCGCUACUCACAAUGUAACAACAACACGUAAAGCUUCAGUAUUCCAAUUCAUUGUGAUCGAUGGUUUUGGAUAUGCUAAACCAAUUAUGUACUGUAUGAGUACUAUUCAACAACAGGAUGUAUUGUCAAUAUUUCUUAAACACUUUUCUCGUAUUCUACGAAAUCUUGAUAAAACUCGUACAUUUAUAAUGGAUUGUGGUAUUGUUCAAUUGGACUGUGUGAAAGAAAUAUUUCCAAAGGCUAAAAUUCUCUUCAGUCCCUUAAUUGUUGAAAAAGCAUUUAGCAGAAAAUGUAACGAUCCUACAGCUACUGCAAUUUUUCAUGCUAUCAUAACUACACAAUCUCGUCUACAAUUUGAUUAUUUUAUAGAGAGAUUAAAAUAUGCAGAUCUAAAUGCCUACAAUUAUAUGAUGAAUAGAUGGAUGCCUAUGAAAUCCAAUUGGGCGGUUAGUUUCUAUAGUGAUCAAGUGAUUACAUUAGGCGUCAAUGUUAUUGAUAUCAUCAAAAGUGUUAAUCCUAGUAUAAAAGAAUCAUUGAGAAAAUUGACUGAUAUUAAAGAUUGUUUAACUGUAUUAUAUAAUGAAGCUGAAAAACAUUGGAUUUCACCAAAUCGAAUUAAUCUGCCACAUGCUCAUUGUAUUAAAACUGAGGAGAGUAAUGACAAUAGUAAUAAUAAUAAAAGUGUUAUUCCAGAGAAAUUGAAAAGCAUCUUGAAUCAAUUAACUGAUUAUGCUGCAGAUAUGAUGUAUCAUCAUUCUAUUCGAAUGAAUGAAAUUCAUGUUGACUUUAUCAAUUCUGAUAUAGCCUUAUGUACAGAUGAUAAUUCUUUUCACAAUAUGGAGUCAAUCGAAAAGAAUCAACUUGUUCCUGUGCAUUCAAUACAUCAUCUUUUCUACCAUGUAAACAUUUAUCUCUCAUCUAUCUACACUAUGGUUUACAUAAAAAAUAAUGAAUAA